AUGAUGGGGAAACUUCCCCUGGGGGUUGCCUCCCCUUAUGUGAAGAUGAGUUCGGGGGGCUGCGCGGACCCCCUGAAGUUCUACGCCACCAGCUACUGCAUAGCCUACGGUCAGGAGGAGUUCAAGCCCCGCAUGGGCAGUCACACAGGCACCGGCUACAAAUCAAAUUACCGGCCUGUGGUCUCAAGCCAAGCCAGGCUCAACGCCGUGGACAAUCCAGCCGUGGGGGAACGAGUCCAGGACAAUUUCCAGACAGUAACCAGUCAGAGUUACCGCCCCCUGGUGGUGUCCGAUGGCACAAACCCACUGCCCGGCAACUUGUACCAGACGGACUCUGGCUAUUCUCUGGAGAAGGCCGGUUUGGUACCUACCACCAAGGAGGUCAGAAAGGUCCACUUUGACACCCAGGACUAUGGGCCCCACUCUAUCACGGGGCUGGAGCCCAAGCAUGUGCCCCUGCUCUGCCAGCAGCAAAGAAAGGGCUCGCUGGAGUGGGAGAACGCUGGCCACGGGCCGCGCUUCAUGACGUCUGAGUAUAAUUCCAAGUAUCUCAAGGAGCCUUCAAGCCAGCCAGAUCUCUUGCAGAAGAAGUCUAUCGGCGCCAAAGAGGAGUCCAGCUUCACCAAGGAAGCCACCCAGAACCCCGUCGUCUUCCAGGCACCCUCUCAGGCCCUCCCUGGGGACCCUGUCCUCCUUCCUGGCCGGAGCGUCACCAAGUCCGACUUUGUCCCCAUGACCUACCCUCAUGGGCAUGAGCUGCUGCCCCAGAUGGCCAGAGGCUCCGAGCGGGAGACGGGCUUCAGCCGAGUGAAUGAGAGGGCUCUCGGCCCCAGAGCGUGCCCACCCGGCCCAGAACCCAGCAGCAUGAGCCACUGGCAAUUCCAGCACCCCCAGCGGGUACAACAGACAAAUGUCACCCUGCCUGGCCGGGAGAUCGUGGGGAACAAGGAGCCCACAGGGUACAGCCUCAACAACCCGAGCUACGUCCGGAGCCCCCGCGAGCCCAAUGUGGAUGAUCACUACCUGACCACCUACAACCAAGGGUACUUGGAGAACACCCCCAAGGGGCCAGACCGAGGCAGCAUCCAGCCGCAGAAGCCUGGAGGCUACGCCCUCAACCAGCCGGUCACCAGCCUGGUGGCCGCCCCCAACCCCACGGGGAGCCUGAGGCACCUCCACCCCCACGUGGGAAGAACCCUGAUCUCAACCGACCCCUUCUACCGCCCCCUGCCUUACAGCAGCCGCUUCAACACACCCCACUGA
Artibeus jamaicensis (Jamaican fruit-eating bat) is the source of this 1263-nucleotide messenger RNA. RefSeq names its product protein phosphatase 1 regulatory subunit 32 (gene SAXO4). Gene Ontology annotation, molecular function: phosphatase binding. Bases 1 to 1263 code for a protein of 420 amino acids. The transcript is spliced from 12 exons. The record is from RefSeq and is a predicted model, not a curated record. NCBI's taxonomy places the organism in Eukaryota, Metazoa, Chordata, Mammalia, Chiroptera, Phyllostomidae.